AUGAUUCCAUCGAUUAAGACUGCCGUUCUCUUCUCCGUUGCUCUCGCCGCAUCGCUGAGCAGCGCCCAGGGAGAUGCUGCGCUUGUUGGAACCUGGUCGACGAAAUCCAGGAAAGUCAUUACUGGGCCGGGCUUUUACGAUCCUGUAAACGACAAAUUCAUCGAACCUGACCUAGCGGGAAUAUCGUACUCCUUCACCAGCGAUGGCUAUUACGAAUCGGCCUACUACCGCGCCAUUUCAAAUCCCACCACACCACACUGUCCUUCGGCCAUCAUGCAAUGGCAACACGGAACCUACACACUUCCAGGCAACGGCAGUCUUGUGCUGACACCAAUCGGAGUCGACGGCCGACAGCUUACGUCCUCACCCUGCUCCAGCGACACUGGAGUUUAUGUUCGCUAUGAACAGGCCGAAUUGAUGAAGAGCUACGAAGUCGUCACAGACGGUUUCCACAAUGUGAAACGCCUGAAUUUGUUCAAGUUUGACGGCUCUCCGAUGCAACCGAUGUAUCUCGUCGCCACGCCGCCACAGAUGCUACCUACGCAAACACUUAAUCCGACCAGUGCAGCGAGCCCGACUGGCAAGCGUCGUGUAAAACGUACGGAUGGUGGUGACGGCGAUCAUGAACAAGAACCACUCCAACCACUCAAACAAAAUGCUUUCACCACAAGGUUAGCGAACAAAGAUUCAUUCAACCCUGAUCAUUGGUGGUGGGCCGGUGUUGGAUUGACAGCGCUGGGCACUGUCAUGUAUAUGAUGCCCACAUCGGUAUAG
This is a messenger RNA of Exophiala spinifera, 774 nucleotides long. RefSeq lists its product as uncharacterized. Gene Ontology annotation, biological process: 'de novo' protein folding. Gene Ontology annotation, cellular component: endoplasmic reticulum; endoplasmic reticulum membrane. The coding region runs from base 1 to 774 and encodes 257 amino acids. The transcript is spliced from 3 exons. The record is from RefSeq and is a predicted model, not a curated record. NCBI's taxonomy places the organism in Eukaryota, Fungi, Ascomycota, Eurotiomycetes, Chaetothyriales, Herpotrichiellaceae.